Sitodiplosis mosellana (orange wheat blossom midge) is the source of this 2145-nucleotide messenger RNA. RefSeq lists its product as uncharacterized. The coding region runs from base 125 to 1702 and encodes 525 amino acids. Gene Ontology annotation, molecular function: nucleic acid binding; nucleotide binding. The transcript is spliced from 2 exons. Lineage: Eukaryota; Metazoa; Arthropoda; Insecta; Diptera; Cecidomyiidae. The record is from RefSeq and is a predicted model, not a curated record.
UGUUUCAAUUAUUCCUGCUAAUGUGGAACAAUACAUCGCUUUCACGAAAGUAGUGACAGGGAGCACACGUGGACUCAAUACGAGAGAAAACGUAAAAUUUAAAUUUAUUGAUUCAUAUCGAUUCAUGCCUGCAUCUCUAGCUGAAUUAGCAUCACUACUAUCGGCAGAUAAAAAACAAAUAUUGUAUAACGAAUGUGAGAAAAAUGGGUACACACCCGAACAAAUCGCUAUGCUUGAACGUAAAGGCGUUUUUCCUUAUGAAUAUGUGAGCGGUAUGAAGCAGCUAAAAGAGGCAAAGCUACCAUCAAAAGCAGAUUUUUACAGCAAACUUCGUGGAGAAGGAAUAUCGGAUGACGACUACCAAUUUGCUCACGAUAUCUGGCAGAAAUUCAAUUGUAAAACGGUCGGAGAUUAUUCCGAACUAUAUCUAAAGACGGAUGUGCUACUGUUGGCCGAUAUAUUUGAACAUUUUCGAAAUACAUGCCAUGCGAUUUACAGUUUGGAUCCAUCUAACUACUAUACAGCUCCUGGCCUUUCGUGGGACGCCAUGCUAAAAUAUACCAGAGUGGAAAUUGAACUGUUAACUGAUGUGGAAAUGAUGCUGUUCAUCGAACGUGGAAUUCGCGGUGGCAUAAGUCAGUGCAGUAAACGUCAAGUUAAAGCCAACAAUAAAUACAUGGGAGAUGUAUACAAUGAUGAGAAACCUUCAAAUUAUUUAAUGUAUUUAGAUGCAAAUAACCUGUAUGGACAUGCAAUGUCGCAACCAUUACCGCUGAGAGAUUUCAAAUGGAUUGAAGACAAUAUUGUGAAGACAUCUUUUUCAGAUGCAGAUGAAAUAGCUAAAUUAGCUGACGAUUCGACAUACGGCUAUAUAUUCGAGGUGGAUCUGCAAUAUCCAAAAAAUUUACAUGCUACACAUAAUGAUUUUCCAUUUUGUGCUGAAAAGCGAACGCUUCCGCAAGAAGUGUUCGAUAUUAUCGUUAUAAAACCGAAUAAAAUCGAAAAAUUAUUGUUAACGCUAUACGAUAAAGAAAAUUAUAUCAUUCAUUAUCGCAUGCUAAAAUUAGCAUUACAACACGGUCUAGUAUUAAAAAAAGUACAUCGAGUACUUCAAUUCGAACAAAGUUGCUGGCUCAAGCCCUACAUCGAUAUUAACACACAGCUACGUACGCAAGCUACCAACGACUUUGAAAAGUCGUUUUUUAAAUAUAUGAUAAACUCCGUCUUUGGUAAAACGAUGGAGAAUCUGCGUUUACGUGCAGAUAUCAAACUUGUCAACAAGUGGGGUGGGCGAAGUGGUGCAGGCAUGUUAAUUUCUCGACCAAAUUUCAAGAAAUGCAAAAUUCUCGAUGAAGAUUUAGCAGUAAUUGAGUUACAAAAAACACAUAUUAAAAUGAAUAAACCAAUAAUUAUCGGUAUGUCCAUCUUAGACAUAUCGAAAAUAACGAUGUACAGUUUUCUGUCCGACUUUUUAAAACCUAAAUAUGGAAAAAAUUGUACGGUUGCCUAUACGGACACCGAUUCAUUUGUUUUAUCUGUUAAAACGGAUGAUUUUUAUGCUGAUAUGAAGGCGAACAUUGAACGGUUUGACACAAGCGACUAUCACAACGAACCCGCGAAAUGGAUAGAUAAAAAUCUAAAGGAUAUGGUUUGCGAUAUGCCAAGAGUUAAUAAAAAAAGUGCCCGGUAUUUUCAAAGAUGAAUUAAACGGGGAUAUUUUGGUAGAAUUUGUCGGUCUACGUGCAAAAUGCUACGCUGUACUACCGUUCCAAGCUAAAAUGGAAAUAUGUGAAUGUCCAGAAAGAGCUGUACCACCUCGCGUUAUAACAGAUAGCGACUAUGUUGACUGCAUCGAGAAGAAUUGUAUCAUCGAUAAAAAAUCUAAGGUUAUUAAAAAGUCUAAAGGUAUAAAAAAAAAAAACGUAGUGAAACGUAAAAUUGCAUUUAGUGAUUAUGUUGACUGUAUUGAGAAAAAUUGUAAUAUUUUACGUGAACAGUAUAACCUUCGCUCAAAAUUACAUCGAAUAUUCACAAUUAAACAGAAAAAAAUUGCUUUAAAUCCGUUUGAUGAUAAGCGUUACCUCAUUCGUUCGAAUGGUAUUGAUACGCUGGCUUGGGGUCAUCAUGAAAUUAGUGAAAUUGAGA